Messenger RNA from Puccinia graminis f. sp. tritici CRL 75-36-700-3, 1687 nucleotides. RefSeq lists its product as uncharacterized. Bases 77 to 1174 code for a protein of 365 amino acids. The record is from RefSeq and is a predicted model, not a curated record. Gene Ontology annotation, cellular component: cytoplasm; nucleus. Gene Ontology annotation, molecular function: phosphopantothenate--cysteine ligase activity. Gene Ontology annotation, biological process: coenzyme A biosynthetic process. Lineage: Eukaryota; Fungi; Basidiomycota; Pucciniomycetes; Pucciniales; Pucciniaceae. The transcript has 5 exons.
GAAUAUUUUGGAUGGAUCGAACUGAUUCCAGGACUUCAACCAACUCAUAUUGCAAGCUAAUCAGACGGACCGAGAGAUGGAGCAAGGAUUCUCAUCAGAGAGAUACUUCCAAACGCAGUCCCCACCCAGCCACCUCGAGGAAAUCGUCAGUCGGGUCAGGAGCUUCGUCACCUUCCAUGCCAGCCACCAUCCUAAUCGAAGGAUAGUCUUGAUCACCAGCGGUGGAACGACUGUCCCACUAGAACAUAACGUUGUCAGGUUCCUGGAUAACUUCUCAGCUGGCACUCGAGGUUCAGCUUCGGCUGAGGCAUUCCUACGGACCAACCAAUAUGCCGUCAUCUUCCUCCAUCGGUCCCAUUCGCUCGAACCCUUCAGCCGACACUACCCGCACUCAACCAACCCAUUCCUAGACCUACUAGCCAUCCAAGAACCCUCGUCCGACUCGGCCUCUGAAAACCAAUCUCCUCCAAGCCAGCAACCGCUCUUCCCGAUCCUCUCACCACAUCUAGUCAAUCAUCAUCAGCAUCCUGCAGUCUCGACCGAGAACCCUGCUCAUCUCGACCAUCACACGAUCUCUAUCCCCGCUCAGCAUCGACCGGCAAUGCUCUCGAUCCUGCAGGCUCAUCAUCUCGUCCAUCAGCUCAACUUACUCCAUACGAUCUCCUUCGUGAGCGUGAACGAAUACCUCUACAUACUCAGAGCAGUGGCCAAAGUCUUGGGUGAACCUUCGUUGGGUUUGGGAAGAAGGGCGAUGCUCUAUCUUGCCGCUGCUGUCUCUGAUUUCUUUAUCCCUCAACAAAAAUUGUCUGAACAUAAGAUCCAAAGCGGCAAAGGCUCGUUGGUGAUCGAGAUGGAUGCAGUGCCCAAAGUACUGAAAGACGUCACCAACGAAUGGUCCAACCAAGCCUUCAUAGUCUCAUUUAAAUUAGAAACCGAUUCGAAUCUGUUGAUUCCGAAAGCAAAAGCGGCCCUGACGAGGUACGGCCAUCAUCUGGUGAUCGCUAACGAGCUUCAUACUCGCAAGACCUCGGUCUUGAUGAUCGAUCGAGAAGGCACCAUCGAGCCGAUCAAGAACGACGACCCUCUCGGCCAUGAAAUCGAGGAACUGAUGGUCCUUCGUCUUGUUCAUCGUCAUCUGGAUUGGAUUCAAGCUUCGUCUACUCCUACAUCUUAAUCCUUACCGCAUCAGCACUCCAACCACACUACAUAGAGCACAUCUCUUUCCCUCUUCAUGCUCUCUCUCGUUUCCUAUCAAGCUCUAAUCGAUUUCUCAUUUGAUCUGUUUAUUUUAUUUUAUUUUUUUACGUUCUUCAAUAUGUUUAAGUGAUCAAAUGAAUAGCUUGAUGGGAUUUUGUUUGAUGAAUGCAAUCACGAGAUUCUCUGAGACUCAUUCUAUUCCUCGCCUCGACUAUGUAUGAAUAUAUGAAGAGAGUUUCGGUCAGAUUCAUGUUGACUGAGAAACAACGUACAUAGUUCUGAUCCCAUCUAUGUAUGUACAGGCCCAGCAGACGGGGGAUGGUUCUGCUAGGUCAACCCACCGGUCGUUCGAAGCAGCUGAUCCUUCAUUCAAGCAUAUCCAGGUAACUUAAUGAUCACUCGCUUUGCAAUUUUAAGAGCGGGUGUGCUUGCUCGUUCAGUCUCUCGUUAAUAUAUGUGACUGACCAUCUGCCAGUAAUCGGUGUUUUUU